Molecule: messenger RNA, 2338 nt
Organism: Doryrhamphus excisus (bluestripe pipefish)
Lineage: Eukaryota; Metazoa; Chordata; Actinopteri; Syngnathiformes; Syngnathidae
Product: fibronectin type III domain-containing protein 4-like
Cellular component (GO): plasma membrane; extracellular region
Molecular function (GO): protein binding
Source: RefSeq, a predicted model, not a curated record
GUGUGUGUGUGUGUGUGUGUGUGUGUGUGUGUGUGUGUGUGUGUGUAGCCAGUGAUGGGUUCCCAACAUGUUCUCGCUCAUCUCUACCAGAAGCAGUGAAGCUACGGGUUGUGCGCAGUCUCCAUUUUUUUUAUUUUGGCUGUUUGUCUCGCCUUUUUUGCGUCAAAAGCGCUGCGCUUGGCGCAAAACCCAUCCACCUGUUUGCGUCUUCCAUGCAGCGGGAUGACGCUCUUCUUACUGAGGAGAUGCUGAGAGAUCUGUGGUGACCUUGUGGAUCAGCAUCCGGGUGGUGGUGGUGGUGGUGCGUGGAAGCCGGGAGACAAAGGAGCCCCGCCGAGGAUCCGGACGUGUGCGUGCAUUGACGGAAGGUGAUGCCCGCGUCUUGUCACCCGGACCCCGGGCUGCUGCUCCUGCUGCAGCUGGGCUGCUGGAUGGUUGGUGGAACUGUGCCAGCUGCCCCGGUGAACGUGUCCGUGACCCAGUUGAGAGCCCACUCGGCCAUGGUGACCUGGAAUGUUCCUCAAGGAGAUACAGUCAUUGGGUAUGCCAUCUCACAGCAGAGGCAAGACGGUCUGAUGCAGCGCUCCAUCCGCGAGGUGAACACGUCGAGCCGCUGGUGUGUUCUAUGGGAUCUGGACGAGGACACUCACUACAGCGUGCAGGUGCAGUCUGUCGGUCCGCACGGUGACAGCCAACCCAGCCAAGCCCUCCACUUCAGGACCCUGGAAAGAACCGACCACUAUCCAGCGGGAGUUCUGGACCACCAUGAGCCGGCCAUGGAGGGUUUGGGUAUGACGCCUCAUUUGCAAACCGGAGAACUUCUCAUCAUCACCACCGUGUUGCUGCUUUGGGCAGCCGUCAUCGCGCUAUUCUGCCGCCAGUAUGACAUCAUCAAAGAUAACGACUCAAACGGGACCAGAGAGAAAGCCAAGAGACCGCUGGUCCAGACCGCUUCCUCUUACUACAACGCCUCCGCCCCGAGUUCGCCAAUCUACCACAAUGGCGCCGUUCGCAGCGGCAGACUUCACAGAGCCUCCUCCUCCAUCAGCAUCAUCCGAGUCUGAGAGAUCGGCUUCGGGAUCAGCAGAGUCUAUUUUCAAGUCGAAUGCCAGCACAGCAAGCAGCACUUCAAGCAAAAAAAAGAUAAAAAUACAAAAAAAAAACUCCACAAGUACAAAGUGGCCGUUGUAGAAUGAGGUUAACUACUGCCAUCUUGUGGCAAAAGACUUGAACGGAAAGACCUCUGAUUAAAAAUGGAUGCAGCAGAGAUUUUGCUUUUCCCGCUUACGCACUCACUUCCUGUUUCCGGUUUUUGGUUCAGCUGAUCCCACGAUGCUUUUCUAUGAUCUAUUUCUUGCCAAAAGCAGGGCUGCCAGUUCAGUUUGUGGCUGAACAGACGUAAGUUUGUGUUUGUUUUUCCAUUAUUGUGGCUGUGUCUCUUAUGCAAAUAACUAUCGUAAUAUUUAACUGCUUUUGAGCUCCACUUAGUCCCGCCUCUUCCGCUACGUAUCCAAGAUGGCGAUAGCAGAGGGUGGUUUGUUAUUGUUUGAAUAUUAAAGGAGCACAGGGUUGUUGAAUGGAAUAUGAGUGAAUGUUUACUUAGUAUGGAGAAUCAAAGUGUUUAAUUUUUUCGGGGGAAGGAAAUAUAUGUUUCUAUGUGACGCUAGAGAGUGUGACUGUGGUAAAAACAGUACCGGAAGAGGGCGGUGCUGCACCAAAAUGAUGGACGACAGAGUGGUUCGGCUCUGCUCGGCUCCUUUCGGCUCCACUCGUGAUUUGGAGCGUGUUAAGGGCAAGUAUACGCACUUAUACACUCAGGUGUAACUUAAGUAUAGUAGUACGCGAAUUGAGACACAGCCAAUAAGACAUGAUACGAUUACUAACAUCACCCUAGUGUAUCACAUUUAUGCUAAUAAUUACACCGUAGACUACUAUACAUCACAUAAAAACACAACUCUGCACUGUAUAAUUCAUAAUCAAUUUAAUAAAAAAUGAAUUCAUGUUUACAUUUAAAUUGGUGCAUUUAAUCCGGUGCAUGCAAUUUUCACUUAUGAACAGCAGAUGUCGCCAGAGCUCUGCUGUUAGCUUAAGAGGGUUUUCGUCACAUGAAGAAGGAAAUAGUCAUAAAAAGUGUUUUUUUCCCUCAGCAAUGCCUCAAUUAAAUUUGAAUAAUUCAAAUAAAAUAAAUUAGAGUGGAUUUAAAGGGGAAAAAAAGUGAUGGUGAAAAGAAUGCAUAAUUCUAUAGACGCAAAUGCCAGCCUAGGGUCAAAGGUCAGACACCGUCGGCGCUCCUUAACCUUUUUUCUUCCACACAAAAUACCUUCCUGUUCUACUUUGC